Messenger RNA from Seminavis robusta, 531 nucleotides. Lineage: Eukaryota; Bacillariophyta; Bacillariophyceae; Naviculales; Naviculaceae. The record is from the annotation of a GenBank genome assembly.
AUGGGUCUUGCACUAUCAGAUUUGCAUACGCGUGGAUCGAGUUCAAAUUUCAAGGUUAGAAUCCUUGAUCUGGCUUCCGCCGUCAAUGAAUACAUCGUCAAAGAAAAGCCCCAGCAGCUUGGUCGGAAUCAAGACCAUGACAACAUCGUCAACGGGAUCACUAAACUCAUUGAUGAGCUAGAGACGCGGAGCUUCUCAGUUCCCUUACCACCGACCAAAAAUCAUUUCGGGCAAGAAAAGAAGAAUGUCUUCAAGGCCUGCAUCCAACAAUCGAAUGCCCCCGAUCCCAUUGCAUUGGCUGCAAAAGGCGCCAACAAUUUCUAUCGCCAGUGGGGUAUUCGCUUGCUGCCGGGGUGUUACUCCAAUCCUACUGACGAUGAUUCAUCCUCUAUCAUCAGGGGUAGCGUGCAGUCUGCUGCAGCACAGCCUACAACUCCAGUCAAGGAUUUUACUGGGUCCGACUUUGUCGUCGUGACUCCUCCUGAUCAAGACGGCUUCGACAAUGAUUCCUGUAGCGACCUAUUUGGCUAG